UGCUCCCCAUGCCGCCUCCUCACUGCCGGAACUCUUUCUUGGCAAUCCGCACACUGCGAGGAAGGCCAACGCCACGCUUUGUACUACCCAUAACUUUUUCACUAGAUUCAGUAUUCGCCGCCAACAUGUCCGUCUCAACCCAACAGGAGGCCGCUAUUAAGCGGAACCCGCACCCGGACUUCAAGAAAGUCGAGGCGUCGCGCCCGGACUGGGAUAAGGAUUCUCAGUUCCGGUAUACUAAAACCGCCGCGCCUGACUGGACUAUCGGCUCCGGCGCUAAUAGCCAGCGCGCCGCAGAGGCAGACGACAAGAAACACGUGUGCAUCGACCCGUACGAGGCAGGGCGGCCCCUCACCUUCAACUACAAGCUUCUCAUCAGCGGCAUCGUUCCACGACCCAUCGGAUUCGUAUCGUCGCAAGCCGCGGACGGCAGCGCGCGCAACCUAGCGCCCUUCUCGUACUUCAACAUGGUGAGCCACGACCCGCCGCUCUUCGCGCUCGGCGUCGCCGCCUCGCUCGCCGCGCCAAAGGAUACCCUGCGCAACAUCCUCGACAGCCGCGAGUGCGUGGUGAGCAUCAUCGGCGAGGACUUCCUGGAGGCGGCGAACGCGACCAGCGUGGACGCGCCGUACGGCGCCAGCGAGUGGGACGUCAGCGGCCUGACGCCCGUGUACGACACGCGCGACGUCAAGGCCGCGAGGGUGCGGGAGGCCGUGUUCAGCGUCGAGUGCAAGCUCGAGAGCGUGCGCGAGUUCGAGAGCCGGGCCGAGCCGGGGAAGAAGACGGGGUGUCUGGUUAUUCUCGAGGGCACGCGGUUCUGGGUCCGCGAGGACGCGGUUAAUGAGGAGCGCAACUUGAUCGAUCCCGCGGUGCUCAGGCCGGUGAGCCGGCUGGGGGGGAUCACGUACGCCCGUGUUACGGAGGCGGUGGAGAUUCCGAGGCCGAGGUUUAGGGAGGAUUUCGGCGGGGCGGAGGGGUUGGAGAAGUUGAAGGGGAAGGGGGACGAAGACAAAGCUAACUAGUACUUU
Molecule: messenger RNA, 1028 nt
Organism: Daldinia vernicosa
Lineage: Eukaryota; Fungi; Ascomycota; Sordariomycetes; Xylariales; Hypoxylaceae
Exons: 1
Coding region: 9-1022 (337 amino acids)
Molecular function (GO): FMN binding
Source: RefSeq, a predicted model, not a curated record